UGCGAGCGGAGCUCUUUCCCCAAAGCGUCACCAAGCAGCUGUUUCGCGGAGCGCAGCCCGGGCUGUUUGUUUCCCAGGGAAGACCGCUAGGAAAGGCAAAGGCUGAGCCUCGCUGCGGCCGCUUCUCCGGCUCUUUCCCCCGGUCACUUCUCUCCCUCUCUCUCUCCCAAGCCGAGCAAACGCCGGAGCCGAGCCAUGGGGGCUCUUGCGGGCGCAGCUUGGUGAAAUCCGCGCCCGCAGCCAACGCGGGGAUCGGUCCAUCCCUCCAGGCGGAGGAGGAAAAGAGCCAAGAUGGGAUGUUGCACCGGGCGAUGUACUUUGAUCUUCCUCUGCACUUUACAGCUGCUUGUGGCUUUGGAGAGACAAGUGUUUGAUUUCCUGGGCUACCAAUGGGCUCCGAUUCUGGCCAAUUUCCUCCACAUCAUCAUGGUGAUCCUUGGCCUUUUUGGGACAAUCCAGUAUAGACCACGCUACAUUGUGGUGUACGCCAUCUGGACGGCCAUUUGGGUCACCUGGAAUAUUUUCAUCAUCUGCUUUUAUUUGGAAGUUGGCGGCCUUUCAAAGGACAGUGAACUUUUGACAUUUAACAUCUCCCAACACCAAUCGUGGUGGAGUGAGAACGGUCCUGGAUGCGUAAGGAAGGAGACGCCCAUGAUCGGCAUCAAAGGUCUGGACAGCCAUUCGUACGUCUCGGUGAUCGGUUGUGCGUUGGAGUACCGUUACAUCGAGGUCAUGCACAGCGCCCUGCAGAUUCUGGUGGCGCUGGUGGGAUUUGUGUACGCCUGUUACGUUGUCAGUGUCUUUACAGAAGAAGAAGACAGUUUUGAUUUCAUUGGUGGAUUUGACCCAUUCCCUCUCUACCAUGUUAAUGAAAAGCCUUCCAAUCUUUUGUUCAAGCAGACGUACCUGCCUGCGUAAGUGAUGAGGAUCCAGCGAACUGGACAGGUGGGAAGCAUCCAUCCACAACUGUAAUGCCAAACGUUCAGCCGGGUGCUGACGGCAGCCAAGGAAUGGGAGAUGCCUUCCAGUUUCAAGAGCACGCCUCCAUGAGAUCACUAUCCUCUACUUGGUGCUUCAGGCUUGCUGGCAUCUGCUCAGACAAUUCCUCAUUAGUGGAUCUCUAGGUUUUGUUAUGAAUGAAUGAAUGGUUUCCUCCUUUCUCUCUCCUCCCCCACCCACGCCCUAUUUUCACUCCAUUGGGACUACGAAGAGAACAUUUGGAAAAUACAUAUUUGACUCUUUUCUUCUGUAUAACAAUGAAAUUGCAUUGCCUCUGGGUAUUUUGAGGCAUCAACUUUGUUAUUAUCCGUGGACUAAUUCUCACUCCCCUUCAAACCCCACCCCCCAUAUACCCUGAACAAUCUCAACUUUGUGGUUUCUAUUAAUGG
Molecule: messenger RNA, 1388 nt
Organism: Notechis scutatus (mainland tiger snake)
Lineage: Eukaryota; Metazoa; Chordata; Lepidosauria; Squamata; Elapidae
Gene: NKAIN4
Product: sodium/potassium transporting ATPase interacting 4
Biological process (GO): regulation of sodium ion transport
Source: RefSeq, a predicted model, not a curated record